AUGGAUUCAUACUCUGACUCUCCUUUUAACUACUCCUGGCCCUCUUUCCCCAAGACGAGGAUACGCAAGAAGAUGGACAAGCAAGAGAAGAGCCAGUCAAUGAGGAGGGCCCAGGCUCUGUCCUCUACUCUGGCUGCUGCCUCCAGACUCUCAGCCAUGAUCCACCAACCAGGGAAGGACCAGGUGUAUGCUAAUGCCAUGCUGGUGGACCAGGUGGAUGACCUGGAUAUAAAGUACCGUUCUCCAGUGGAGGAGGAGGUGAGCUCUGUGCCACAGAGGAACAGCCCUGCCUGGGACUCCUUCUUUGGAAGUCUCCCUGGCUCCACGGCUCCUCACAGGGACCAGGCCUUCCCCCUUCCUUCAUCUCCCUUGGCCUACCCCUUUCCUUUCUCUGGUGGUGGUAAUAGGGGGAGGAUCCAGCCGUCCGUCUCCCUCUCCUCUGGGCUCAGUCACAGAGGAACCAGUCGGCCUGAGAAGACCUGUGUACUGAGUUCCAGUCUGGAACCAGUAGAGUGUGACAGUUGGGAGGAGGACACCCUGUGCCAGUCUCCCCCCUCCCUCCCCAACUUUUCAUCUCCCUGGCAACGCUCUGACCUGCAUACUAGCUCUGGGGACGAGAGGGACUCCUUUGACAACUCGUCGUACUUCAACAGUACACACUCUAACAAUUCACACACACCUUCCAAGGAUCAGUCAGACCCACAGCUUCGUCUGCGCUCUUACUCCUACUCCUCCCCCAAGGCCCAGCUUUCACGCCCCCUGUUCACUCGAGAUGCAGCGAUCUCCGACCUGACAGAAGAGGCCUCUGGAGAAGAAUGUGGCGAUGUUAAAGACCAAAUCUCUCCCACACAGAGGCUGAGGGAUGCUGUGGGGGUCAGUGUGGACAGUGAUGUGUGGAACAGCUGCUCCCUUAAUGAAGAGGGGGUACAGGUCACAGGGACCGCCCCAUCCACAGACCACCAUCUCACCACACAGGAGUCGGUCGACACCCCCCUGCUCAGCGACCUAUCGGCUGACCUGUUGGGGUUUGAGGUGGAGUCCUGGAGUCUGGCCGUCACAACUGAGUUCUGCAGAAAACACGACAAACACACCGUCAAACGUCAGGAUGUCAUCUACGAGCUGAUGCAGACAGAGUUGCACCACAUCCAGACACUGACGGUGAUGUCCGAGGUGUUUCGUCGAGGGAUGCUGGAUGAGCUCCAACUGGACUGGGAGUGUGUGGCUCGCAUCUUUCCCUGUCUGGAUCCUCUCCUGCUCUUCCACAGGAAUCUCUUCGGAUCUCUACAGGAGCGGCGAUACGCUUCAGCCCAGCCAGGACACCCACACAACUACUGCAUCCACAGUAUAGGGGAUAUACUGUUGCAACAGUUCUCAGAAGACAACGCUGUGAAGAUGAAGCAAGUGUACGGAGAGUUUUGUAGUCACCACACGGAGGCUGUCAAAGUCUUCAAAGAGCUGCAGCAGCAGAACAAGAAGUUCCAGGUGUUUGUCAAACAACAGAGUAACAACUCUCUGGUCAGAAGAAGGGAGGUGCCAGAGUUCAUCCUGUUAGUGACUCAGCGCAUCACCAAGUACCCUGUACUACUGGAGAGGAUACUGCACUAUACACCCGAGGGCAGUGAGGAGCACACUGAGCUGUCGCAGGCACUCACUCAGGUGCGUGACAUCAUCACUGCAGUGGACAUGAGUGUGAGCAAGUACGAGAAAGCCCAGGAGCUGCAGGAGGUGUUGAGUCGCGUGGAGAACAAGAGCCUUUCCAAGCUGAAGAGCGGCGAGGUGUUCCGCAAGGACGACCUGCUAGGAAAACACCAACAGAGGGCGCUGCAGCACAAAGGACUUGUCUACUGGAAAACCGCUACGGGACGACUGAAAGACACCCUGGCUCUGCUGCUGACUGACGUCCUGGUGUUCCUGCAGGAGAAGGACCAGAGACUCAUAUUUGCCGCCGUGGACCAGAAGCCCCCAGUCAUCCCCCUGCAGAAGCUAAUUGUGAGAGAGGUAGCCAAUGAGGAGAGAGGGAUGUUCCUAAUCUCUGCCUCCUCAGUGGGGCCUGAGAUGUACGAGGUUCACACCUCCUCGAAAGAAGAGAGGAACGCCUGGAUGAGACACAUACGACGGGCCGUAGAGAGUUGUCCUGAGGAGGAGGAAGAGAGAAGUGUUGAGACUGAGGUCAGACGGAACACUGAGCUGAGAGUUCAGAAGAUCUACAAACUCCAAGAUACCCUGGCAAGUCAGGACCAGCGUAUCUGCAGGGGUCUGGAGGAGAAGCUACAGCUGUAUGCCGAGCUGACAGAGUUAACCCUUCGUACACCAGAGCCCCUGCCACAGCACCACCUACUGGUCCAACCAGACCCUGAUGCUCAGAUGCCACCGCAGACCACUGCACUACUCACAGCUGCACUCAAAGAGGCGGAGAAGCUGAUGUCUACCUUGCAGGCCAGUGAGGCCCCCACUGAGCCCAGCCACAGCCCCCCUGUCAGAGUCCCAGAGUACUGCAGUUACAACAGCCAUUGCAGGAUCCAGGAGUUACCCGCGGAGUUGGACUAUCUGAGCACGCUCAGAAGGAGCUCGGCCUCUCUGUUGUCGGAUGGCGAGUGGGCAGGGCCAGACACCAUCUUGUGGCACUCUAUAACCGAGCUGAGGAGAAGAGACACCAAUGGAACACCAAUGAAGGUGGCAGAGAGUGUCCAGAGCCUGACCCAGCUGCUCUACAGUCUGCAGGCAGCUGUGACCAUCCAGGACAGCUGCUAUGAGGUUCAAAAGCUCCUCCUACUGGAGCUAGAGCACCCGCUCCCACACACCCCCUCCUGUCUCCAUGGCAAUGGGGCCCAGGAGCAGGAGAAACAGCGGAGUGCUGAGAAGAAAAAGGAGGAGGGGGAGCAGGUGAGUCUGUUGGAGCAGCGUGAGCGACAGUGCCACCUGGAGGCUGAGAGGCUGCGCCACGAGCGGGAAGAGCUGGAGCAGCAGCUGUUGGAGUACCAGCAGAACCUAGAGAGGCUGAGGGAGGGUCAGAGGAGCAUGGAGAGGGACAGGGACAGGGUGGAAGCUGAGCACAGGCUGCUCCAGAGCUGGAGACACAACCGCCAGAGCUCCCUGCCUAUUAUGAUAUUGCUGGACCUGGACCAGGUGUCCAACCACAGUCGGUCAGGCAGCCUGGACGGCAACGAGGCUGCUCUUCUCCAUUCCCUCCAACAGAAUCGUCUCCACCACAACCAGCACCAGAGCCUCCACUCUGGCCUGAGAAAGAGCCAGGACAGCCCCAAUCACAGCCCCAUCCAUAGCCCCAACCUGAGCCUCAGGCCCAGCCUCUAUAACAGCCUCAACACUCUGCUCAGCCAGGCCCACAGUAAACCAUCCACAGAAUCACUGACACACCAACACUAUGCUCACCCCCAGCACAGCCACCUCCAGUCAGGAAGCUCCCCAAACAACCCCUUUAGGAGCAGGUUCACCACAGGACAUGAGGGGCCCAACAACAACAGUGAGUAUGAUGCUGUCAUAGACAGCAGAUUUGUGUGGAUCUCAGAGGAUUUUAAGCCAGGGGUUCUCAAAGUGGGGUCUGCGGAUUUCAGCCCUCCUCGGGACAGGCUGACCCUGGGGUUGUUGGGUUCAUUGGGGUCAGGGGUCACAAGCCUGGGUCUGUACGAGGAGAACUUCCCCGCCUCGGCAUCCUUCACUCCUCUGCUCACCCCACAGGCCUGCUUCUCUUUGAAUGGAAAGAACAGGGAGGAUGGGGGAGAGGAGAACAUUGUGUACCUCUGA
Salvelinus namaycush (lake trout) is the source of this 3762-nucleotide messenger RNA. Its product is annotated as rho guanine nucleotide exchange factor 28-like. Bases 1 to 3762 code for a protein of 1253 amino acids. The transcript is spliced from 23 exons. Gene Ontology annotation, biological process: regulation of Rho protein signal transduction. The record is from RefSeq and is a predicted model, not a curated record. Gene Ontology annotation, molecular function: guanyl-nucleotide exchange factor activity. Lineage: Eukaryota; Metazoa; Chordata; Actinopteri; Salmoniformes; Salmonidae.